CAGUAGUAAUGCUCAAUUGGACAUCUGUCUUCGUCUUCUUCCUCUUAGCCACCAUUUUAAACUUUUUCAGAAAUUAGAACCAUCCCAUGAAGCUUCUUCCCUCCCCGCAAGAAACCCCCUAAUUAACCCUAAUUUCACUCCCUCACUCACUCACUCACUAAUAUCUAUUAUAUCAUGUUCCUCUCUCUCUCUCUCUUUAUAUAUAUAUAUAUAUCUGUCUGUAUGUAUAUAUGGAGAGUGGAAUGAAUGAGUGAUAGAUGUAAUAACAAUGGCGACAAGUGACGAUGAUGAUCCAGAAAUGGCCGCAGCGUCUUUCGGCUCCGACAGCUUCGAGGUGUCGGAUUUUCUUGAUUUCGGGGACUGGAUUAAUGACGAGGCCAAUAUUCCGGCAACCUCGGCGCUCUUCGAUAAUUAUUCGAUGAAUCCGAUGAUUUGUUCAGCAGUUGGGGAUUCGAGUGGAUCGAUUAGCAGCAGCAGCAGCAGCUUUCAAUAUGGAGAGGGCAGCGGGGCUGCGAUGAAGGACAAGAAGGCGGUCAAGAAGAAAGUCGCCUUCAAAACAAAGUCGGAAGUCGAAGUACUCAACGACGGAUUCAAAUGGCGAAAAUACGGCAAGAAAAAGGUCAAGAAUAGCCCGAAUCCGAGAAACUACUACCGGUGCUCGGUCGAGGGAUGCCCCGUCAAGAAACGAGUCGAAAGGGACAAAGAAGAUCCGCGCUACGUGGUCACAACCUACGAAGGCAUCCACAACCACGCCGGUCCGAUCUAGUCAAGAUCAGAUCGAACUAUUCACCAAAAUUUUUAUUUAAAUAGUAUUUGUAUAAUAUGUGUGCAAGCUCAAAAGAUCGAUGAAUUAGAGAGUGAAUGCGCCUAGUUUGUUUUA
This is a messenger RNA of Andrographis paniculata, 880 nucleotides long. RefSeq names its product probable WRKY transcription factor 50. Gene Ontology annotation, biological process: regulation of DNA-templated transcription. The record is from RefSeq and is a predicted model, not a curated record. The coding region runs from base 269 to 766 and encodes 165 amino acids. The transcript has 2 exons. Lineage: Eukaryota; Viridiplantae; Streptophyta; Magnoliopsida; Lamiales; Acanthaceae. Gene Ontology annotation, molecular function: sequence-specific DNA binding; DNA-binding transcription factor activity.